Messenger RNA from Culicoides brevitarsis, 1050 nucleotides. RefSeq lists its product as uncharacterized. The transcript has 2 exons. Gene Ontology annotation, cellular component: mitochondrion; membrane; cytoplasm. The coding region runs from base 333 to 878 and encodes 181 amino acids. The record is from RefSeq and is a predicted model, not a curated record. NCBI's taxonomy places the organism in Eukaryota, Metazoa, Arthropoda, Insecta, Diptera, Ceratopogonidae. Gene Ontology annotation, biological process: cellular response to reactive oxygen species.
UUUAGUUCGUUAUUUAUUUUUAUAUUUUUACAGAAAAUUUAUUUUUUUAUACAUUUUAAUUUGAAAUUUGUUAUUUUAACUCAAUUUGCAAACAUUUAUUAGCUUUAAUUUGAUUAAAAAACAAUUAAAAAUCUAAAUAAACGUCAAAAUUACCAUAAAUAAAGAAAAUUCAAUAAAGAGUGACGAAAGUACGCGAAUCUUUCGACAUUGAAUUCGCGCCAAUGAUGGACUAUUUAUAUCGGAACGCCACUCAUCGUCAACGUCACCACUGAAAAUUCGUUCUCUCGCGUUCCGAAGUGUGUUUAUUUUAUUAGAAAAGUGCAUCAACAAACAUGUCUCUCGUAGCACGCGCGGCGUCAAUUCUCACAAAAUAUCCCGUCACGCGUGGCAUGCUCAGCUACUCCAUCAUCUGGCCUUCCGGGUGUUUUUUACAGCAAUUAUGGUUCAACGACGACAAGCACGUGAAUUGGCAAAAAUGUUUUCGCUUCCUGCUUUAUGGCGGAUUUUUUGUUGCACCGACAUUGUAUGCCUGGGUGCGGUUGUCGACAAUCAUGUUUCCCGAUCCGGGCAUCAAAUCGACGCUAGCCAAAGUUGUUGUCGAACAACUUUCGUAUACGCCCUUUGCCAUGACCUGUUUUUACUUUGGCAUGAGUCUCAUGGAGGGAAGUACGGCACGAGAAGCUGUUGGGGAGGUUGCGAGUAAAUUUUUGCCGACUUAUCAAGUGGCAAUGAGCGUUUGGCCCGCAGUGGCUUUUGUCAACUUCACUCUCAUCCCCGAGCGGAAUCGUGUGCCGUUCAUCAGUUGUUGCAGCCUGCUCUGGAGCACGUUCCUCGCCUACAUGAAACACCUUGAAAAGCAAAAAUUAAAGCAAUCUUGAAAGAAAUCACUUUUUAUGUGGUUCCAAUUAUUCCGAGAGAUGUCACUAAUGACGUCUUAAACUACAAACUAUAUGUACGCAAAUUAUAAAAAGAAAGCAAAGCAAGGCAACAUUGAAUAGGCAUUCAUGUGAAAUUAAUUGUAUUAAAAUUGAUUUAAAUAUACAAGAGACA